AUAGACUCAUUGACUUCAAGCUCUACUAAAUGCAAAUCAAGUGAAACAUCUCUGAAAAAAUCACAUUUAAGUUAUUCGACUUCAACUCUGUUUCAAGUAAUCACUGAUUCUUCACAAUUAAAGUCUUUAUCAUUGAAUGCGACAAAAAAGUUAGGCUUAAAGUCAGCUAAAAGUAUAUUCAAUUGUUUGCCAAAUACUAGUCAUUUAAAUAGUGGGUUAAGUCCUGCGCGCAGACAAUACUCGACAUCAAUAUUCAGUAUAAUUGAAGGCGAAAAACAAGUGACGGAUCCCAUCAACAAAACACACACAAAGAUGUCAUCGGAUCUGUUAAAUGGUGACUCACAAGACAUUCUAACAAAACAAGUGAGACGUGAUGUCGAGGCUCAGCCAUGGGCUACACAAACACAACAACAACAACAACAACACAGUUCACAGAACCGACUGCUUGUCAAAGGAGGACGUCUUGUAAAUGAUGACCAGAUAUUUGAUGCCGACGUUUACAUCGAAGAAGGGAUUAUUAAACAAAUUGGACCGCAUUUGAUAGUACCGGGCGGUGUUAAGAUCAUUGAUGCAAAGGGCCAUUAUGUGAUUCCCGGUGGUAUUGAUCCGCACACACAUUUGCAGCUCCCCUUUAUGGGCACCCGAGCUAUUGAUGAUUUUUAUACGGGAACCAAAGCAGCUCUGGCCGGAGGAACCACUUGUAUCAUUGAUUUUGCUAUUCCCGACGCUAACAACCCAAGUCUUUUGGAUGCAUAUGAUAAAUGGCGUCAAUGGGCUGAUGAACGAGUUUGCUGUGAUUACAGUCUUCAUGUGGCAGUCUCUCAAUGGAAAGAGGGUCAGACAGACAAAGAAAUGGCAGUUCUUGUGAAAGACAAAGGCGUCAAUUCAUUCAAGUGUUUUAUGGCUUACAAAAAUGUUUUAAUGCUAAACGAUUCGCAUCUGAUAUCAGUAUUUGAUACGUGCAGAGAUAUCGGUGCUUUAGCUCUGGUUCACGCAGAAAAUGGUGAUAUUAUUGAUGCUAACACCAAAAGAUUGCUUAAAAUGGGAAUUAAUGGACCCGAAGGUCAUCUCCAAAGUCGUCCAGAGGAAGUUGAAGCUGAGGCUACUAAUCGAGCAAUUGUUUUGGCCAAUCAAGUCAAUUGUCCGCUAUAUGUGGUUCAUGUUAUGAGUAAGAUGGCUGCUGACACACUCGCAAGUGCCCGCAUGAGAGGUAAUAUUGUGUUCGGUGAAGCUUUGGCUGCUGCUAUUGGAACCGAUGGAGUUCAUCACUUUAACAAAUGUUGGAGACACGCAGCCGCUCACGUUAUGUCACCUCCUUUGAGACCCGAUAGAUCAACAGCCGAACAUUUGUUGGAUUUAUUAAGUAGCGGUCAGUUGCAAACUCUUGGUUCCGAUCACUGUGUCUUUACGGCUGAACAGAAGGCUUUGGGAGCUAAGGAUUUUUCGAAAAUACCAAAUGGAGUGAAUGGUGUUGAGGAACGCCUAAUGGUUUUGUGGGAAAAGGGUGUUCGCACUGGAAAACUGGAUGCCUCUCAGUUUGUGGCCCUCACCAGUACUAAUGCAGCAAAACUUUUCAAUUUAUAUCCACGAAAGGGAAGAAUUGCAGUUGGAUCCGAUGCAGAUUUGGUUAUUUGGGGACAAAAACCUAGAAUUAUUAAAGCAGAAUCUCAUCAAUCAAGUGUUGAUUUUAAUAUAUUUGAAGGAAUGACUGUCCAGUUUGGACCUCUUGUUGUCAUAAGUAAUGGUAGAGUGGUUUUGGAUGAAGAAGGUCUGAGAGUAAGUCAAGGAAGUGGACGGUUUGUUCCUUGUCCUCCAUUUGCUCCGCAUGUGUUCAACUCUAUUAAAGAACGAGAAAGAGUUGGUCCCAUUUGUGUUGAUAGAAGUGGCGAUUCCAAGAAAGCAGUUAACGAGGCAACUAAUGGUGUUAAAGGAUUGGUACCUAUUGAUUAUCCUACUAUCUCUGAGCCCAUCAUUACAGCAACUCAUGUGACUGGCGAUGACGCCCAAAGUUUUUUCCGAGCUCCGACUAGAAGUGGUGUCCGUAAUCUUCAGGAUUCAUCAUUCAAUUUUUCUGGCGCCCAGAUUGAUGACGACAAGAUGGGAAAGACAGCUAUUCGUGUUCACAAUCCUCCUGGUGGUCGUUCCAGUGGUAUUUGGUAAUUAGAUCCGCACUUCAGUAUUACAUGUCGUUUAAAGUGCUUUUAAUUGUUUUAAUGUUUACAAUACUUUAUAAUUUUAUUAUACAUUCCUAUCAAUUGAUAUGCUAUGGCUUAUUAAGUAUUAAUAUACCGUAUUUUUGUUUGAUUUUUAAUACGAAUUAUACUCUUGUAAUGAAUCAAAUCUUAAUUUUAGUGCUUAUAUAUACACU
Molecule: messenger RNA, 2368 nt
Organism: Oppia nitens
Lineage: Eukaryota; Metazoa; Arthropoda; Arachnida; Sarcoptiformes; Oppiidae
Gene: CRMP
Product: dihydropyrimidinase-like
Exons: 3
Coding region: 313-2160 (615 amino acids)
Biological process (GO): pyrimidine nucleobase catabolic process
Cellular component (GO): cytoplasm; cytosol
Molecular function (GO): dihydropyrimidinase activity
Source: RefSeq, a predicted model, not a curated record